CACCCACCCCCCUUCCCCACGCGGCCCAAGGGCGCGUCCUUGCUCUCUCGGGCCCACUCCUCUCCAACCCGAAGCCCCAGCCACCACCCAGCUGUCCCUGACCCAGGCCCCAGGCCCCAGGCCCCACUCCCUGCCCUGGCCCUGGUUCCAGCACAGCCUCUCUCAGGCCCUGGAAGGACCUUACUGACACCGGAAUCUCACUGCGCUUCCACCAUGGCACAGGUGUUCAGUGACCUGAUGACUUCUACGGACGGGUGGCUCAGGGAGGGACCCUGAGUGGGGUCCUCCUCACACGAGGCCUGGGCUGUUCCUCACCUAUCACUGCUGGGAGUCUCUCUCUCUCUCUCUCUCUCUCUCUCUCUCGCUCGCUCGCUCCCACCACACUCCCCCAGCAGCGGCUGCAAUCUGGAAGAAAUUACUCUUCUACACAGCCAGACUUCCCCCGUUUCAGGAAAUUCCAAGCUGGGCAGGGAGGGGGGCUGGGAAGGGGCUGCCCCAUUGCUCCUCCUCCCUCUGCUCUCCUCACGCCCAGUCCCGGCUCCUCCUGCCCUGGUCAGCAAGAGGAGCCUCAGCUUUGCCACCGCUGCUUUCUAGUCCUUCAAGUCCUAAAGGCCAAUGUUUUGGGGAUAAGGAGGCCUGGGUGGGGCCUGUGGCUUAAGUUUCUCUGCUGCUGGACAACAAACAGCAGGACUCCACUCCUGCUUGGGCUCCACCAUGGCCCCUGAGAGGGGCUGACACUCCCGGGUGCAGGUGAGAUCUGCCAGCCAGGAGGAAGGAGGAAGAAGGGCAAGUGGGCGGGUUAGCAGGCAGGCGAAGGUGGACUCUGAUCCCCGGCUCAAGGAGGACCAAGCACCCUCAGGCUGUGAGAACCUCGAGCUUUUAUGUUGGCCCAGAACAACAGCCCCUCUGUCCAGGGCCCGCUGGUGAUGAGCUUUUUCCAAGAGUGACCUCACUGAAUGAAGCCCAGCAACCCUGGUGGAGGGAGAUUCGAGCUGUUUCCCCGGGGACACCCUGGGGAGCAGGGAGUGACUUGCCCAGGGCCUCAGAACUGGCCGGGAGAGAGGCUGCAUUCAGAAGCUCUGUCUUACUCAUAUUUGCUCAUCUGCAAUGGAAAAGAAAUGACAAUUCAGGAUGCAAGGAAAUCCCUGGACUUGUUUUGUUUUGUUUUGUUGGAGACAAGGUCUCACUAGCUAGUCCAGGCUGGGCUUGAACUCACAGUGAUUCUCCUGCCUCAGCCUCCAGAGUUUUGGGAUCACAGGCGUGUGCCACCAGGCCUGGCUUGCUGGGCUUUAUGUCAAAUCCAAAUGUCAUUUUUUCAACUUGGCUGCGCACCCUCUCCUAGAAGCAGCCACAAGCAACACAGUAUCAGCCUUAGACUUCAGACUUAAUCUGCCUGGGCAGGUGCCAAACCGCUCCUCAGCGCUGGCUCCGGUGUGACCCAGGGCAAGUCACUGCACCCCUCUGGCACUGCAGCCCGAACACAUCCCUAGAUCAGACAGCAGAGCUGUAGUUUCCCCCUCUCUGGGUCGCCCGGGGGUUAAGUGUGUUCGUCUGCAUGUGCUGAAGAUUCUCUGUUAUGCCUCCUUCCCCUUCCGAGCAGGAGUUCUGACUCUUGGUUCACAGAGGUAAACGAGGGAUCAGGUGAGGAAGCUGGUUCAGGGCCCCACAGGGAGGAAGGGACAGAAUUUGACCCCAGGGACAUGAUGUCAGAACCAGCAGUGACAGGGGCCUGUCUGCAACGCCAGGACAGAAGUAGUGAGCCCAGGUAGGGCAGGGCCCAGGAGAGGUGACAGCCCCAUGUCAGAGAAGGAACAUCCAGAGGGAGCCUCUGCUUAUUAAAUACUGUGUUUGCUGGGCACAGCGCUACAGUGCCCCAAUUCUUACCACAAAGACUCAGAAAUGUAUUAGUGUUGCUGUUUUCCAGAUGCAGUCAGAAAUGAGGCCAGAAAGGUUGAGGAGACUGCUUAAAUCUAUGCAGCACGGGCAGAGCCAGACCCACACCUGGCUUUCCACGUGCUGCCCUUUUCCUGUGGUCUACUUCGGGUCAAGCGCUGAGGGUAGGGCCCCGCUGGCAUCUGGUGGGGCUUCUGAUCUUAACCUGAAUCAAGAUUCAUGAAUGAAUCCAGUUCAGCAUUUAAAAAUAGAGUAGAACAGAAAAUAUCAGACAGCCUACCACCUGGGGAGCAGGACACAAAGCAAGACUUGGAAGGGUCUUGUUUCAUAAAAUGCUUGUUUCUGUUAUGGAGAAGGUGGAAGUGAUGGUUGUGUUAGGGUACAAUAAGCUAUGUUUACUUGUCCAAGUUAAGGUUAGAGAAGUCUCCAAAAAAAAUGCAUUAGUGGCAAAUUAAGACUGGUUUUCCCAGGGUUCGGGGGAGAGGUGCUUGUGGGGCAGUCCUCAGAACACACCCACCUAAACUACUGCUAACCAUUUGGCUUUCUGUCCACAUCACCUCCUACACCUCCCAGGGAGCUUCAGUGGAACUCUUCUGUGCGUUCUGUAAGGGAGGUGGUGUUAUUUUAUCCACUUUACAGAGGAAAACAAAUGGGCUGACCCCAACUCAUCUAGCUGGCAAAGGGCCAGCUAUUCUAUUGGCAUAGAAUGUUCUCAUCAUAACAGUGGUGGGCCGGGGAUUUACCUCAGUGGUUCUGCUGCCUGCCUCGAAAAUGCAAGAUCCCGAGUUUGAUCCCCGGUACCAAAAUAAAUAAAUAACCAAGUGAAAAUAAUGAAAAAAAAAAAAAAAGUUGUUCCACAGAAACCGCGGGGUCCCAGGACAUGGGCAGAUGCGUUUCUAUUUACCAUCCAACCCAGGGCAGCUGCGUGGCACUAGCCACUUAGUUUACAAUUCACAACUUCCAGCUUCGCCUGGAUACCAUUCUUGCCCUUUUUUUAUUGUAGGGGAAUUGGUAUUAAUGUUUUCACAAAAUAUGAGAAGUUGUACUGUUAGGUCAUGGUCUCUCAAAACCGGGUAACUAGAUGUGGAAACAUACGGAUCCCUGGGGCCACCCCAGACGCCCACACUGGGCUCUCCAGGCUGGCCCGGAUUAGGACCUGUGGACACUGAGGAGCUGUCCCUGCACUGCCGUCUUCAUUGUGGUUCCUGGAAGUCGCCGGCUGGAGUCUUCUCAGACAGAUGCCGGUGCUGAAGCAGCCGGGCCCAGCGCAGCCCAAGAAGCGCAGCCCAAGAGGCGGUGCGCUGUCCAUCUCGGCGCCGCUCGGUGACUUCCGGCACACGCUGCACGUGGGGCGCGGCGGCGACACCUUCGGGGACACCUCCUUCCUGAGCCGCCACGGGGCCGCGCCGCCCGCCGCCGAGCCCCACUCGAAGCCCGCGGGGACCCCGCCGCCCCCGCCCGCGGCGCCCCCAGACCCGCUGCUGUCCUUCCACCUGGACCUGGGCCCCUCCAUGCUGGACGCCGUGCUGGGCGUCAUGGAUGCGGGGCGCGCGGGAGCGGCUGCCCAGCCGGAAGCAGACGCACGCCCUGGGACGCAGCCCCGCCGGGGCCCCCGCAGCCGCCCCGACGCCCGCCUGGAGCUGGACCGCGGGCUCGGCCUGUAGCGCCCGCCCCGCCUGGGUGACAUAAACGGCCGAGGUCUGCGC
This is a messenger RNA of Heterocephalus glaber (naked mole-rat), 3599 nucleotides long. The record is from RefSeq and is a predicted model, not a curated record. NCBI's taxonomy places the organism in Eukaryota, Metazoa, Chordata, Mammalia, Rodentia, Bathyergidae.